Messenger RNA from Bombyx mandarina (wild silkworm), 1854 nucleotides. RefSeq names its product IAP-binding motif 1 (gene Ibm1). The record is from RefSeq and is a predicted model, not a curated record. Lineage: Eukaryota; Metazoa; Arthropoda; Insecta; Lepidoptera; Bombycidae.
UAUUUAUAAUCAAAUGGGUCGCGUUUGUGUGCGCGUGUGUUUACGUUAUGCACCGCACCAGCACACGGAGAGGGGCCGAGCCGGGCAAUGAUGUGCACGAAGUAUUAUCCCUUAUUACACGAUUCGCUUCCGCGCUGAACGCACGUGCAACAGUCGUCACUUGGCCGUCGUUACCGGGCGCGGUGCGAAGUGCCAGUUUGUUUACAUCGCGCUCGAACAACGAUGUAUAAGUGCUUUAGUUAGCGCGAUUGUGUCAUCGACCGUGCGCGGCCCUCGGCUAAAUUGCGAGUGAUUCACAGACAAUAAUCGUACGUUGUUUUCGGAAGAGAACUUUUUAUGUGAAACUUUUUUAGUAAUUUUUAUUCGGACCGACUUAAGUGAUCUCUUUAGCCGAAUUUAAGUGCGAAUUUUCGAGACUCGCUGUGCCAUCCGUAGUGCCGUGAACUAUUUGAUGUGAAAAUUUCAUGGAACGAAGCAACUUUUUCACAACAUAGAAAUAUUUGUUCUUGAAAAAAAGUUUGUUCUGAUUUUCAUACAUUAGCGAGACAAUAGAGUAUUGAGGCGGGAGGAGCUAAAUACACAAAGGCCACACAGUAUUUAUGCAUACAAAAUCAACCGCAAUCAGCCCACGUUUCCGUAGAAAAAGACAAAGAUGGCUAUAGCGUUCAACUUGCCAAGCGAACGCGAGGCUGCGGACGAGAACUUUUCACGUCUGAACCGGCUGCUGGCCGAGCUGUACGAGGUUCUGUGCCACAUCCUGGUCUCACGACAGCCUGGCGAGGUCCAGGAGAAUCGUCGAGGUGAGUGCCCUCGUGCGCCUAGCCCACCACCUUACCACUUAAGAUGCAAUUCGACCUACAUUGUCAACUUAGUUAUGGUUGUGGCCAUCAUUAAAGUGUCGCUCGCGUCAUCACUCUUCAACACCAUCAGAUAAAAUGAAGAUAUAGAUAAGUAUUGUUGACAGUGAUGCUGCAUAGCAGAUGGAGACUGUUGUUACGUAAUUUUAAGUCCAUCAUUAUGUGCUCUUGAUUUGUUUCAUUGUGAAGAGAUGUUGUGUCCGACUGCACUUAAAUUGCAAUGGUGGUUAGGGCACGGUUAGAACGACAUGAUAAUUAAUCAUCUCGUUUUAUUCCGUUUACGCAUAAAAAUUACUUUUUUAUAAGAUGAAUUUUGCUUUUAUUUUUCCUUCCAAGUUUGAGUGAAGUUCGACAAAACGCCUCUGUACCGAAAUAUGUAAAAGCUUAGUUUAAUUUCGUAUCGUCGCGUACAAAAAUUAGCCUCGCUCGGAUCAAUGUCAGAUUCUCUCAAUUUUUUCCGUUGUAUAAACAUAAUAAUGUAUAAUAACCAGUGAUUUUCAAUGUUACAAAUCGCUAUAAGUCUUUGAUGAUAUAAAUAAAACUUUUUCGUUUUUUCAUGGCUUUGUUAAGUUUGAGCUUAGAACUUUCGUUUGAUCUCUUUAUUUGUGUUUUUGAAUUUUAGUUCUGACUAUCAUUUUAGUUUAAUUUAUUACGAAUAAACGAUCGAAUAGGUUUUUAAUAAUUUUGUUCACGGAUCUCAGUUUUGCGUUAAAUUCCAAAUAAAAUAGUGUUAAGGCUUCGUUCUUCGUUUAGGUGAAUUAAGUGAACCAGCUUAAGCAUACGCCAAAUAUAAAUUGGUUAUCUCGUAAACAUUUUACGCAAUUUUUUAUUAAUAAUUUUCCAAGCAACGAAAUAUUUCUAGUACUAUUAAUAAAAUUGUACACAUUACUUCUCGAAUUGUGAGUGUAAAUAAAUAGUAGUUCGUUAGAUUUUUGUUAAAAUAAAUUAAGACAUUUUUUCGACUGUUCUGUUUUGAAAAAAAAACACGCACCAAAUU